Ictalurus punctatus (channel catfish) is the source of this 4257-nucleotide messenger RNA. It is a transcript of the gene clmna, whose product is annotated as calmin a. NCBI's taxonomy places the organism in Eukaryota, Metazoa, Chordata, Actinopteri, Siluriformes, Ictaluridae. Gene Ontology annotation, molecular function: actin filament binding. The transcript has 13 exons. Gene Ontology annotation, cellular component: cytoplasm; nuclear outer membrane; meiotic nuclear membrane microtubule tethering complex. Gene Ontology annotation, biological process: nuclear migration. The record is from RefSeq and is a predicted model, not a curated record. Bases 294 to 3701 code for a protein of 1135 amino acids.
AUUUCACACACACACACACACACACACACACACACACGGAGAGCGAGGGAGUGUAGGAGGAGUAGUAAUAGUGCUGCUGCAGGAAAGUCGGUGCACCUUCAUCAUCAUCAUCAUCAUCAUCAUUAUCAUCAUGCGCGAGCCGGAGUCAGAAACAGCAGCAGCAGAUGUUCCUCUCCUCUAGACUGGAGGAUUUUCGCACAGCUGCACGCAUGGGCACCGAGAGGCUCCGAGGAAUAUUUUAAAGGGAAAAGAGUUUUCCCCCGCACCAGGUGGAGAGGAGCUGCUCUGCCAUCAUGGCCGGCCAGGAGUGGACCGACUGGUUCGAGCGGGAGGAACUGAUCGGGCAGAUCAGCGACAUCCGAGUGCAAAACCUCCAAGUUGAGAGAGAAGUCGUUCAGAAGCGGACCUUCACAAGAUGGAUGAAUCUGCAUCUAGAGAAGUGUAAUCCUCCACUGAUGGUGCACGAUCUUUUCCGUGACAUCCGAGAUGGGCGGGUCCUCAUGGCCUUGCUGGAGGAGCUGUCAGGAUGCAGGCUGCUGCAUGAGUUCAAACCGUCCGCGCAUCGCAUUUUCCGGCUUAAUAACAUAGCCAGGGUGUUGGCGUUCCUGGAGGAAAGAAACGUAAAGCUGGUCAGCAUCGACGCCGCCGAUGUCGCUGAUGGCAAUUCGUCCAUUGUGCUCGGGCUUAUCUGGAAUAUCAUCCUCUUUUUCCAGAUAAAAGAGCUUACAGGAAACAUAAGGAACCAAUUCCCGUCCACUUCCAGCCUGUCGUCCAUCCCAACCAGCUCGGACUCGGACAUGUCGCUGUCCAGCACGCCGUCGGACGAGAAGAAGCCUUCCAUCGUUGCCAGGGAUCAUGGAAAAGCCAUAAAGACUCUCUUACACUGGGUCCAGAGACGUACCAGGAAAUAUGGUGUGGCAGUCCAGGAUUUUGGCAAGAGCUGGAAAAGUGGUCUUGCCUUUCUUGCAGUCAUCAAGUCCAUUGACCCCAGUCUGGUGGACAUGAGGAGAGCUCUGCUCAGGUCACCCAGAGAGAACAUCGAAGAGGCCUUCAGGACGGCGCAUUACAGCCUGGGCAUCCCACGACUUCUGGAGCCUGAAGACGUAACCCUGAAUCGUCCUGACGAACAGUCCAUAAUGACCUACGUGUCCCAGUUUCUGGAGCACUUUCCAGGAAUCGAGGAGGAUGAGCCUUCGGAUAUCCUGGAGAGGAAUAAGGUCAGUGCGCGGAUGACAGAGCCGCCGGUUAAGAACGGAGUUCAGAGGAAGAGAGAAAAGUCCAGUUUAGUGAAGAGGGACUGGGUUCAGCCUCCACCCAAGAUCUUUAUCUCCUCAGUGGUUAAAGAUCAAGAGCAAAAACGUUCUCCUGUCCCACUUCAAACGGUAGAUGACCGACCUUGGGACAGCGAGGACUCCUCAGUGGGUUCGAGCCCCAGUACUACAGAAAAUCGGCCUCCGAGUCGCCCCCAGGGCCUGAACAAAGACGCGUCCUCUCCCUUGAGCUCCCCGCAGCCGUCUCUCACCGACUCGGCUAUGGAUUUCCCAGAAUCGUGGGCUGAGACGCCUAGUGAACUUCCACAGUCGUGCAGCAACGACUCCCUGAGAGAUUCCACCUCAGCAGGCGAUCUGACCUCACUGGGUUCUCCACUGGAAUCAGAGAGGGGCCUGCAAGAUCAGGUAGAUUCAGAGUUGUUUGUUGAUGAGGGAAACUUCUCGCUCAGCUUAGAGGCUAGAUCCGCGUUGCUGUCCGAGGAAGAGGACGCUUAUAGGUACAUUUUAGAUCUUAAGGAAGAAGAAUCUGCCAGUGAUGUGCCCAAUGAGGAUAUCAUGACAAACUCAAACGCCCAGGAACCUUGUCCCGAGACGAAUCCAGAUAAACCCGCAUCUUCCGAUCCUUCCUAUGGGGACGGUGACUCUGGGUACUAUCCAGAUCAGAAGGAUAUCGCCGCAACUCAACCAGAUGAUGUCAGCGAGAGUUUGCUGUCCCCUGACUCUAAUAAACCCGAUGCUGGUGUUGAAAAUGAAUCGGAGAACCUGGCUGAAUAUUGCGAAGAAAGUCUCGAGUCUUCCAACACCGAAGAAGCUGUACAGAAGGUCUCUACGGAAUCAGAUCAAACAAACGUUUUUGAGGACGACCAAGAGUGGCCUGUCGUUCAGUACGAGAGGAUUUCCAUUUCAGGGAGUGAAGAGGACAUUGAAGAAUUUGGCACGGAGUUGCGUGAAGAGCCUCUUGAUGAGGAAAUGGAGGGAAACCAGAUGCCAGAUGUGUUCAGUGGCAGGAUGGAGGAUGGUGCUGCAGAGGAACAUCACCGUUUCAGAAAGACUGAAGAUGUAGAUCAGGUGCCGGGAACUGAGCAGGACGGUCCGAAGCCAGAAGAUAAAGCAGACCAGAUCAGUACCGAGUACGAGCUUCCUCAGAUCCCCACAAACAGCAGCCAGCCUGGGGCAACAGAUUCUGAGGCAGAGAUCCAAGAGAAAGAGGAACAGAAGUCUGGCGCUGAGGAUUCAAGCAAAACCGAAGAGCCAACAAUGAAAGAUUUGAGUGAAUCCUACCAACAGGUGACCGACAGGCUGGUGGAAACGAGCUUUCCCGAGGUUGAAGAAGAGAAGCUGGAAUCCAGUCCUGUGAAGAAGCGGUCGUGUGAAGAAACAAGUCAGGGUGAUUUAAGCCUUGUUCAAGAGGACGUCGUCGCUAAAAACGAGUCGGAGGACGAGCUGAAUGCAACCCAAGGUCUUCCCGAGACUGAAAACGGGGCCGUCGAAGACGUGAGCACAAAAGAAGACGACGCAUCAUCCGGUCUGCAAAACAUCAGUCAUUCCAAAGCUUCAGAAGAUGACCUGAUUGAAAUCAACACGACCAUGCCAGUAUCUGUGACCUCUCAGAGUAAUACCCUUGUUACUGACCUCCCCACACCUGAGGCCUUGGACCAGCCAAAUCCUGGCGCUCCAUCCUGUGAAGAAGAUGAGCGGUCCUUCAGUCCGCCGACGCCCAGCGUAGUAGACCAGCCGUAUGAUAAUGAGAAUGAAGGACAGGCCACUUGGGAGGAGACCAAGAUUCUGGAUACGGAGCGGGCGGAGAGGUACCGUGCGGAGCUCCGGCUGUCGCUCAGCGUGACUCCUCUGCAACCCGCGCCCUCGCAACCUGCGCUUACUGACUCUGACAGUGCGCAGGAAAAGGUUGAUUAUGGGGUUGUGGAGUCUCCGGGACAGAGUCCGUUCGGGCUUUGGGUUGGACACCCAGGAGAAUGGGGCCUGAUGGAGACGGACCUGGACGCAGAGAUCGAGCGCAAUAACCGAGAAGAACAGAAAAACAGAGAGGAACAGGAGAACUCCGCCUCCGCCAGAGAAAACACGGACGUGCCGAGCAGGGACGAAGCUGUCAGAGAGCGAAGCACUGAAGAUGAAAACCAGCCACCGGCAGCUUUGAGCGAACCAGAAGUGGCGGAUGUGAAAGAAGCGAAGCAGCCCAGAGAAAACGGAGAAUCCCCCGCUGCCAUCACGACAAAUCAUGCGGACGAAAGGUGUGUGAUGUGUAAUAAGAAGGUGUGCAGUCCUGCACGGAGUCCACAGCGCGCAAAUCACCCGGGGCUCUCCGAAGUCGACUUCCUGCUGCUCAUGUGGUUCCUCCUCUACUGCCUGUUCGUCCUGCCUCACAUGGACAUACGGACGAUCUCCCGCUUCCUGCUCAACCUGGACGAAUGAAAACGCGGGAUCAGAUGAAUUAUCGCAGGAUUAAUCUGCUUGCUUUCUUCCACAGCUCACGUACGGUGAACGAACCUUCCUGAAGAACUGACAGCACGUUGCCAUAUCUGUACAUUUUAAAUCCAGGUUGCCAGGUUUACAGCUGUUCUAUAAGCCUACGCACUGCAUCUUCUGGACACCAAUGCUUAAAAAGUCAAUAUUUUAACGAGAAGAUUAAUAUUACGAAUAACCAAUAAUCAUUUUGUUUUGGUAUGGUAAUGCUUAUGCUGAUUGACAUUUCGAUUGUCGGUUAUUUUAUUUUAUUUUAAGCUCGUAACGGAAUUGCCAUCACCAGGAAGGAGUUAUUUGACACACCACCUGUGUUCAGGCUGUAUUUUUAUUUUUUAUUUCUUUUAUUGCACUCUCGAGAUCAAGUCUGGCCCUUUAAGAACUUCUAAUGGAACUUAUUUUGGAAGGAAUAUGAUGGAAAUCCCCUCGUUUUUAUUCACCUGAUUAAUAAAUCAUGGACAUUACUGUCGCUCCAAUGAUGAAAUGCAAAAUUGUGGUAGUAAAAUUU